This is a messenger RNA of Stegostoma tigrinum, 1029 nucleotides long. It is a transcript of the gene ptgr2, whose product is annotated as prostaglandin reductase 2. The record is from RefSeq and is a predicted model, not a curated record. NCBI's taxonomy places the organism in Eukaryota, Metazoa, Chordata, Chondrichthyes, Orectolobiformes, Stegostomatidae. The transcript has 6 exons. Gene Ontology annotation, biological process: prostaglandin metabolic process. The coding region runs from base 385 to 1029 and encodes 214 amino acids. Gene Ontology annotation, molecular function: 15-oxoprostaglandin 13-reductase [NAD(P)+] activity.
AUCACCACGGCCACUUUUUUUUUGUUUAGAAGUGGCUGUUUGGAAAUGUCUUUUUCUGAAAUGUAUUUUUUCCCCUUGUUCUUAAACUCCCUCCCGCGAUUGUAAUCCUCUCUUUCACCACCUCCGCCCCCCAAACCAGAACUGAAAGGACUAUUUUCUGCACUCCAUUGCCCUGUGGCUGAGGCAGACGUGUCCCCUGGGGCGGGGUGUGGAAGCUGCAGUUGCUAUCUCAAGUUGGACUUGCCCACGUUUCAUUAAAAAGUUGCAGAUAUUCGGACCAUUCUGGUGUUUACUGACACCUUCCAUAGAAACAAGGCAAUUGUGCCCAUCCCAGUGCCUCAGUCCAGCAAAUGUUAUAACCUCAAUCAGGCUUUCACUGUACAAAUGGCAUUGAUUCAACAAGUUGUAUUAAACUCUCGGCCAGGGAAAAAUGGGGAGCCAGUUCCUGAGAAUUUUAGGAUGGAAGAGAGCUACCUGCCUCAGGAUUUGCAAGAAGGGCAAGUGAAGAUUUGCACCAAAUUCCUAUCUGUGGAUCCUUACAUGCGAUGCAGGAUGAAUGAAGAAGACACUGAUGUGGAUUAUAUGCCUCCAUGGCAAGUGUCGAGUGUGGUGACUGGUGGAGGAUUGGGUGUGGUUGAAGACAGUAAACACCAGAACUUGCAGAAAUGCGACAUCGUGACUUCAUUCACCUGGCCCUGGCAGACACGAGCUGUUGUGGACGGGGCUGUCCUGACUAAGCUUGAUCCUCAGCUUGUUGAUGGACACCUCUCCUACUUCCUGGGUGCAGUGGGGAUGCCUGGUCUCACCUCUUUGUUGGGGGUGAGAGAAAAGGGGCACGUGACACGCGGUGCCAACCAAACUAUGGUGGUCAGUGGUGCAGCGGGAGCGUGUGGGAUGUUGGCGGGUCAGAUUGGUCGGCUCGAAGGGUGCCCUCGAGUUGUUGGGAUCUGCGGCACUGAUCAGAAAUGUCAAGUCUUGGUCAGCGAGAUCGGUUUUGUUGCGGCCGUCAACUACAAGAAGGAUGAAUGA